Molecule: messenger RNA, 6029 nt
Organism: Coffea arabica (coffee)
Lineage: Eukaryota; Viridiplantae; Streptophyta; Magnoliopsida; Gentianales; Rubiaceae
Product: gamma-tubulin complex component 3-like
Biological process (GO): meiotic cell cycle; cytoplasmic microtubule organization; microtubule nucleation
Cellular component (GO): spindle pole; microtubule organizing center; gamma-tubulin complex
Molecular function (GO): microtubule minus-end binding; gamma-tubulin binding
Source: RefSeq, a predicted model, not a curated record
CAAAAACUUUCCCCGCCAUCCAUCAUAUUAAAUCAAAAAUCAAAAUUCCCACAAACCCUUCCACACUUCCACUUCUCACUGCCCUCCGCUCUCGUCUGUUCAGCCAUGGAAGACGACGAUCAGAAGGUCCUAGAUCUAAUCAAAGAACUGGUCCACCGCUUACUCUACACCUCCCAGCACCCAAUCCCCUCCCCGUCCGCCUCCUCAAACCCUAAUUCCUCCUCCUCCUCCCCCACUACCCAUCAAUAUCAGCAAGCUCUCCGGUAUGCCCUUCGCAUUCUCUCGAGUCGGAUGACCCCAUCAAUUGCCCCCGACGAUGCCGCAAUGGCCGAGUCCAUUAAACGCCGCCUCGCCACCCAAGGUAAAUCCUCCGAAGCCCUUACUUUUACGGAUCUUUACUCCAAGUUUUCAUCCAAAACGGGCCCCGGAAGCGUGAAAAAUAAAUGGGGUGUGCUUUAUUUGCUAAAAACUAUCUCUGAUGAUCGGAAAUUGCUGAAAAAUCAGUCCAUUUCUAGGGUUUCUAAUGGAUUCUUCGACCCCGCCUCGGUCGGCGGAUUGCCGGCAUUGUUUGAUAGUGAGUUGAGCGACAGAGUUAGUGUUGUUAAUGAACAUUACAAGAAUUUGAGUGAUUUGGAUGACAAGCAUUUUUCGCAUAAUUUGGGGGGUUCUAGUGAUAAUUUGAAAAAAUUGAGGGGUUUGAAUAGUUUUGGGAAGGUGGAGAAGAAAUGGGGUGAUUGUGGUUUCAAUGAGAAUUUUGAGAAAUUGAGGGUUUCAGGGGAGGGUUCGAGGGGUUUCAAGGGUAGGGAGAAUGUGGGCAAGGGUUGGAGUGGAGGGGUUUUAAUGGUUUCGAAGGACCCGGAAAAUAUUCGUCAUUUGGCGUAUAAGGAGUUUGCAGCAUUGUUAAGGGAAGAGAAUGAGGUUUCAGAGGAGGCCUUGGUGAGGGAUGUGUUGUAUGCUUGCCAAGGGAUUGAUGGGAACUAUGUGAAGUUUGAUGAGAAAGCUGAUGGUUAUAUGUUGCCUGAGUUAGUGAAGGUCUCAAGAGCAACUCAUGUUAUGGUUCGGAAGCUUUGUGAGCUUGGAUGGUUGUUUAGGAAAGUGAAGGGUUAUAUUUCAGAAAGUAUGGAGAGGUUUCCAGCUGAGGAUGUAGGGACUGUUGGGCAAGCAUUUUGUGCCGCCUUGCAGGAUGAGCUGUCAGAAUACUAUAAGUUGCUUGCAGUUCUUGAAGGUCAGGCAAUGAACCCGAUUCCACUGGUUUCGGAGAGUGUAACUUCGGGGAAUUAUCUUUCAUUAAGGAGAUUGUCAGUUUGGUUUGCUGAGCCAAUGGUAAAGAUGAGAUUAAUGGCAGUUUUGGUUGAUAGUUGUAAGACUUUGAAAGGUGGGGCUAUGGCGGGGGCAAUUCACAUGCAAGCCCAACAUGGUGAUCCACUUGUGAAACAGUUCAUGAAAAGAUUACUCCGACGGGUGUGUUCCCCUCUUUUUGAAAUGGUUAGGAGUUGGGUUCUAGAAGGAGAGCUUGAAGAUAUUUUUGCUGAAUUCUUUGUUUUAAGUCAACCAGUUAAAGCCGAGUCGCUCUGGAGGGAAGGUUACAGUCUGCAUUCUGCAAUGCUUCCUUCUUUUAUUUCAUCUUCUCUGGCUCAGCGGAUUUUAAGGACGGGGAAGUCAAUUAAUUUCCUUAGAGUUUGUUGUGAGGAUCGUGGUUGGGCUGAUGCAGCAGCAGAAGCUGCUAAUGCUGCUGGGACUACCACAGGGAGAGGUAAUCUUGGUUAUGGUGAAACUGAUGCACUUGAAUCUCUAGUUGCGGAAGCUGCCAAGAGGAUUGAUAAGCAUUUGUUGGAUGUUAUGUACAAUAGAUACAAAUUCAAGGAACAUUGCCUCGCAAUUAAACGCUAUUUGCUCCUUGGGCAGGGUGAUUUUGUACAGUAUCUUAUGGAUAUUGUCGGUCCGGAACUGUCUGAACCUGCUAAUACAAUCAGUUCAUUCAAGCUUGCAGGACUACUGGAAAGUGCAAUCAGGUCAUCUAAUGCACAGUAUGAUGAUCCUGAUGUACUGGACAGGUUGAGGGUUAAGAUGAUGCCACAUAACACUGGGGACAGAGGCUGGGAUGUAUUUUCACUGGAAUAUGAUGCCAGAGUUCCACUAAAUACAGUUUUUACUGAAUCCGUUAUGGCUAGAUAUCUGAGGAUAUUCAACUUUUUAUGGAAGCUGAGGAGAGUAGAGCAUGCUCUUAUUGGUGCUUGGAAAACCAUGAAACCAAACUGUGUUACUUCUCGUUUCCUUGAUAAGCUCCCAAAUGCUGUUAAGUUGCAGUUGGUUCUGACAUCAAGGAGAUGCCAAGUUCUUUGGGAUGAGAUGAAUCAUUUUGUCGCAAAUUUGCAAUAUUACAUCAUGUUUGAGGUCUUGGAAAUUUCAUGGUCCAAUUUCUUGAAAGAGAUGGAGAUAGCGAAAGAUCUUGAUGAUCUACUUCUGGCACAUGAGAAGUAUCUUUGUUCAAUUGUGGAGAAGUCUCUCCUUGGAGAGAGGUCACAAACUCUGAAUACAACUCUUUUUGUUUUGUUUGAUCUAAUAUUGCGGUUCCGCAGUCAUGCAGAUCGAUUAUAUGAAGGUAUUCAUGAGUUGCAAUCGAGAAGCACAGAAACUUCCCUGUCUUCACGUGAUAAAACAAAAUCUCGGGCCAACAAAAAUGACAAAUUAUCUGAACCUGGGUUGUGGCUUGGUGAAGGCAGGAAGGCUCUAACACAGCGUGCUGGAGAGUUCCUUCGAAAUAUUGGGAAGGAUUUAGAUGCAAUUGCAAACGAAUAUACCUCUGUGUUUGACGGGUUCAUUUCUCAAUUGCCGGUGCAGCAACACAUAGACUUGAAGUUCCUCAUGUUCCGACUGGAUUUCACUGAAUUUUAUAGUCAUCUGCAGUCCAAAACUGGCGCAAAGCUACUACCUUAGCACCCCUGUUAAACAACAUUUUACUUUCUAAAGUGUGUAAGAUGUAUGCUUUCUUUAGUAGUUGCACAUCAUGUGUGCUUGUAGAUAGUCUCUUGGCUGUUGUAGAACAGGCCCUACAUUCUGUACAUAAUUAUUUGCUUUCAGGUAAUAGUUUACUCUCUCUCUUUCUCUCUCUCUCUCUUUCUCGUUUGCUUACUCUGUUGCUUGUUCGUGGUUUUCUUUCUUUCAGAAGGCAUUCUUAAGUUCUUGAGCAGGUGUGUAGCUGCUCUUGGCUGUUGUACUUGAGCUGAAGGUAUUCUGCUCUGACUGUCACCAAUGUAGAACAUAGUGUUCCACGUUUGAUUGUUAUGUUUCAUUUUAGUUUUUCUUCUUUUCAUACGGUCAAUUUUUGAGCUUGUAAGUCUCUGUAACAUAGUUUUCGUUUGGUAUGGUAAUUAGUAAAGGCGCUGGUAGGUUUAUUGCCUUCAUGUUUCCAUGACUUGUUGGUGAUAUAAUGGUUCCUGUAUCGCUUAAUGAAUUUAUUGGUAGCAGUGUGUGGAACUGUAUUUGAUUAUAUCUUUGUUUUUUUCUGAUGUUGUCAACAGAGAAUUUCUUGUGGCCCUUUAAAAUCUUGUUGUCUUGUAUAAAGUACCCGGCAUGGAUUGUGCUUUCCAAUAGGGAAUGCUAAACCAUGCUUUAUAAUGAAUUCUGCUAUAUGUUGAUUAGUGGACCAUUUAUUUCUUUUGCUGUUUUAAUGCAAAUUUGCACGCAAUGUGCAUCAUAACUAAAUAGAUAUAUUGUGCAUUGAGGAGAUUGGUUUGUUGUGACUUGUGAGAACUUGGUCUUUCUUCCUUUGCUUCUAUUACUUUUAUUACCUAUUUCUAGUUGACAUUCCCCUGUUGCAAGCUGACAUUCAACUGAAUCAGAAUUAAUGGGUCUAUACUCCCAUUCUAGACGUCCUUAGAUUUAAAACAUCUUCUAUGUAGAUCGCUUUGGUGUUUUUUUUUUUGUUUGGUUGGGUUCAUCUCAGAUUUCAACCACCUAUGGUUGGUCCAUUGAAAUAUGUAUUACCUUCGGACAGUUUGAAGCUUUUGACAAAUUUUGGCUACUUUUUAUGUAUCGGUUGAUAAAUGAGUGAAUCUGAAUAAUAUGCCAGUGUAUGUCUUAAUGUAUUAUUAUAUGACAAAAAAAAUCAAUGCUUGUGGCUACAGUUGGAUGUAGGUUUUUGAACCUUUUAUUCUAAUUCUCUUCUUUUUUGAUCUCAAGGUUCUGGAAGAUCAUUUCUCUUUUUGGUUGUCAGGGUUAGGAACAGUGUGUUGCACCAUAUCUUAGCCUCUUUUAUUGCUGUUGUUGACAGUUCUUUUUCCAUGUAUUGUUUGGGAGUUUGAGUCUGAUUAAUGGAGAACAGCAGAGUUUUGCACCCUUUUAACGUGCAAGUCUGUACAUACCUUUGUCUGACUCGGCAGCAUUGUGGAGUUCCAAAAUGUUAGGAUUUGUACUUUGCAUUGUUAGAUUUUUGGAAUUUGUUAAUAUCGAAGUGUUUAAUGGUUCCUUAUGAGGGGCUUUCUAGUUAUGUUGUAGUGAUGAAUGAGAUUAAAAAGCGUUGGGUUCAGAGUAGCUUCUGAUGGAAUAUCAACGGAACUAACAAUUGCCUAUUCAAUGUAUCGAAGUUCCAUAGAAAGGAAAUUGCAGUUGAGGAUGAAUUAUGUGUGUGUGUGAGCUUUUAGUUUCAGGUGCUGGAUUAUUUACUUACGGAAUAUCUUAAUUUGUGUUGAAAUAUUUUAAUCAUGUCAAAGAUUGUCUAAAUUGGUGCUCGCAAGUGGUAAGCAUUAGCAAGGAACUAAAUCUUCCUUUUCGAUAAUGUAUCAAACUUGUUAUGGGGAAAUCUGUUGUGUUGUUUGAAAUUGAAAUUUGAGUUGUUCUAGGGCGUCAAGUUAAUCCCCCAUCAAAGGGCUGCCCAAUGACUUCUGUAUCAGCAACUGUUCUGCUACUCGAUUUACUUUUUGCCAAUGCUACUGCUUAACACGCAGCCCCUUCAAGCCUGCAUGGAAAACAAACCAGAUGCAAUUCCAGUUAUACCAAAAAAAAAGAGGUCUAUACCAAAACAUGAGCAAUUGGAAAGAAAAUUUAAGCAGGGCUUGUGUUAAGAACUAGACAAAAAACUAGUGAAAGUUUGUUACCAAGUUAUCAACAAUUUCAUAAACUCUUAAGCACAGAAUUUAAAUACUUUGUUUUCUUGAUCUCUACGAAAUUCAUGUAUAAUUCCUAUCAAAACAAAGGAAGCAAAUAUACAAAUAAUACCUGUGCAUCUACAAGUCAUUGAGGAAACAGAUUUCCCGCAUGGCUAAGCAGAAUUUGCAGCAAGCGUGCGAUCUCUCCCACAGAAUUGAGUUUGUUACUCGCCCAACGUAUACUUCUUUCCUGUGAAUGGUAUGAACUUAUUUUCUUCAGCACUAGUUGCAUUCUUUUUGUUAUCUAGUUCUUCAGAGAUCCUCCUUGAUUUACUUGGCUGAUUACCGACUUCUUCAGGACCAAACACUAGCUUUCCAGCACGCUUUCUGGAUAAGGGUUGUGCUUCAGAUGCCAUUCUAUUGCUAGAUUCUUUAACUGGCAGUUGGGAAGAGGGAGGAGUAGAAGAAGCUGCACGAGGCACAAUACUUGCAGGUUGCUCAUCUAAUCUUCUGGCAGCACCCACAAACGGCUUGAACUUAGGCUGUUGAUCAUCAUCUUGAGCUGAUGUUUGUUUUCCUUGAACCUUUCGGGGAUCAGCGUCCAUGGCAGCACGCACAACUGAUGAUGGAGGUUGCUUUUCUGGCUCUUUGUAGUCUAAAGGAGGUGCAAAAUCAACCUCACAAUCUGUCUCAAAAAGUGAAAUAGCAUUCGAAGGGUUUGUUUCCAAUAUGUCAAUGUAAUACCGGUUAUACUGAUGAGUGAUCAUGAUGGUAUCUCCAGCAGUCACACAUGCAAAAUCUUUCAGUGCUGUUUCAAGGAUUUCUUUAGGAUCAGGUAGUUUGAUAAAGUUCAUCCUAUGUGGUUGAAUCUUCAUAAAACUUCCUCUGGGAAGAGUUACAUACUUCAACACCACGAUUGAACCCGGAUGAAUUUGCCAGUUU